Chenopodium quinoa (quinoa) is the source of this 835-nucleotide messenger RNA. RefSeq lists its product as uncharacterized. The transcript is spliced from 4 exons. NCBI's taxonomy places the organism in Eukaryota, Viridiplantae, Streptophyta, Magnoliopsida, Caryophyllales, Amaranthaceae. The coding region runs from base 123 to 671 and encodes 182 amino acids. The record is from RefSeq and is a predicted model, not a curated record.
CAAAAGUUCAAAACUAAUGCCAACCGUUUAUUUUUGUUCUCUUGUUAUCUUUUCUCUACUCUCUUGCAAGAGAGGGAGUUGAAAGGAAGAAGAAAGAAGGUGAGAAACACCCCUACUUUCCAAUGAUUUCUUCAUCUUUACACUCCUCCUUUCAUGGCUCUUCUCUUCAAUUUCCUCUUUUUAAUCAAUACCCAAAGAAAUUCCAAUCUACAAUUUUCAUUUCCCAAAUUAAAUCUCAAAAAAGCUUAGUUUCCAAUCAUGUUAACAGUCCUCCUUCUGCUAAACUCACCCAAAAAUAUUGUGUACCUUUAGCUAUUUCAUUAGUCCUUUGCUGGUCAACUCCAGCUCAAGCAGGGUUUUUGUCUGGCUCUACUGGAAUUGAAUCUAUUCCAGGUCCUGAACUUCCUAAUAUUGAAUUCCUAGAUCGCUUUAAUGAAGAGAACCAAAAAAAGUACGCUGAAAAUGAUGAGAGAAUCAAGUCAUCCCCUAUCAUCAAAGAGCUACUUGAGCGAUCCAAAAAGAAUAAGGAGAAGAACAAGCAAGAAAUAUUGGACAAGUAUUGCUUACGAGGAGCAGAGUGGGGAGUUGGAGAUUGCUCUACCGAAGGAAUGACAGCAGAGGAAAGAGAUACUUUCAUAGAAACGCUCAAGCAGAAGAUUGGCACCAAAUGAUUGAUUUUUUUUUUUUUUAAGAGAAAAAAAAAGUUCUUUUUGUAAGCCGUUAAUUAGCUAGUCAUGAUCCAUGUACACAAAAUGUUAAAGUUUUACUCUUGUUUGAUCUCAUUUGAAUCUAAUUUUCAUGGAAGUGUUCUUAUAAAAAUUACUCUGUUAUAACU